AAAUUGUGUUAGUUUAUAUGUUCGUUUUAUGUUGGAAAACUUUACAACUUUUAAUUUGAAAAAGAUUAGAUAUUAAAAGAUAUUAGAUAUUAAAAUAUAUUUUAACUAAUUCUGUACAAUAGAUGUACCAUACAUUAUGACAAGAUUAAACAUAUAUUUGGACUCCAGCUAUAAUUGCUGAAAUUAGCUUUGUUAUCGCUGUAUUAGCAUAUUUGCAAACAAAAUUGAAGUGAAAUACAAAUAAAAACAUUUUAGAGGAGAAACAGAAAAAGAAAAAAACACUACAAUAACAAAGUUGCAUAAGUGAACACACCCUUUUAGAAUUGGGGAUGUGGCUGUGUUCAGAAUGAACCAGUGACAUUCAAACUCAUGUUCAAAAGUAAUUAUCAUACAGCUGUCAUCAAUGAAGUGUUUCUGAUUAACCCCAAAUAAACAGAUGUUUCUGUAGGAUUUUCUUGACAUCUGAAGCCAUGGACUGCAAAGAUCUUCCAAAGCAUGUGUGGGAUCUCAGUGUUGAAGGUAUUGAUCAGGAGAGGGGUACAAAAGAAUUUCUGAAACAUCAGAUGGACAAUUGAACACUGUGACAAGUGAAGAAAAUAGGGCAAAAAAAAAAUUAAUAAAUAAAUUUUAAAAAAUGUGUUAUGGUCUGAUAAGACCAAGGUAGACAUUUUUGGGCGUAAUGCUAAAAGAUAAGUACAGCAUAACCACAGUGAAGCAUGUUGGUGGCAGCAUCAUGCUACGAGGCUACUUCUCUUCAGCUGGGACUGGGGCUCUAGUCAACAUAGAGAGAAUCCAAAUAUCUCUCUAAGUAUCUCCAAUAGCUCCAAAUAUCAAUCUAUUUUGGUACAAAAUCUGCAAAAAUUUCACCUUCCAGCAUUAUAAUGACUCCAAGCACAAAUCCAAAUCAACAGAGGAAUGGCUUCAGAAGAAGAAGAUCAACGUUUUGGAUUGGUCCUGUCAGAGCCCAGAUCUAAAUCCUAUCAAAAACCUGUGGAAUGACUUGAAAAGGGCUGUGCACAGGAGAUCCCCUCACAAAAACAUCACAAUUUGGAAUAAUAUUGUGAGAUUAAGAUGUGUUAAGUUGGCACAAUCUUACCCAAAAAGACUGAGUACUGUAUUAAAAGCAGAAGGUGGUUUAAUAAUGCAUUAGUGGAAAGCUGGAAAAAGAUCUUGGUUUCAUUUUUUCCAUCACAAAAACCUGCAUGUUAACAAGCCCCUGCACUCUGAUGAUGAUGAUGAUGAUGAAGUAGUAGUAGUAGUAGUAGUAUGUAAGUGGUGUAGUAGAUUUAAUUGCAGCACUGCCUUUCCUUUAAGAUCAUUAUAAUCAUUUCUGAUAAUCAAACUAAUGUGUACAUUAUUGAAUUUUAUUUUAAUUUUAAUUGUUUUAUUCAGCAGUGAAAUAGCCAAUUAACACAAUGUACAUUUGCAUUUAACUGUGAAAUGCAAAAAUGUAUUAAGCUAAUUUUAUAUAAACUGGUUGAACAGAAACCGAGUUACAGCUGAUUUUAUCCGGAUAGAAACGCAUCUGUCCAUAGACUUUCAUUGGCUUACAAUUGAAUCUGUCCCCUAGCAAUAUGUCGGACGCGUUGACGUGUCGCGUGUUUUCCGGUAGCAACAGCGGCGUCUUCCGGUUUUUUUUUCCCCCAAACUCUCCAUAGCGACCGCUACGUUUACGUUAGCAACCAUGGCGGAGAGCAAAGAAACUGUUACCGAAUCAGAUUUAAAACAACAGGUGGAAGAGUUAAGACGCUCAAAUGCAGUUCUUCAGACAGAGAACGAGAUGUUUGAGAGCUUCCUCAGUCGGCUGGAUUCUCUCAGCCUGGCCUCACAGCUUGAGCCCCAGAUGGAGAAGGGAGCGGGGCAUGGAGAGAAAUCCGAAAGCAGCGGAACAUCUCAGGAGCCACCGGAUCUCCUGAAACUGGAACAGAAGUAUGACAUUGCAGUGUGUGAGCUGGAGGAGAUGAAGAAAGAGCUGGAGCAGUUCAGCACAAGUUUAUCAAGAAAUGUCAAGUAUUAUAAGGCUGCUGUACAGGACUCUGACAUGCGGCUGGCAGAAAUUAAGAGGGAGAGGCACGACUUUGAACAGUUUGUUGCUAAAACUCGACAGACAACACGGGUUCUGGCACAGAGGGCACCAAAGGUCAUCGAGUACAUCGAGCGUAAAAUAAAAGCAAAAAAAGCUCUGACAGAGAGGAUGCGUAAGAGAAAUACGGUUUUGAGGAUGCAAAACUGGAAGCAGCAGCGCAUGGUGCAUCAGAAGGAACAAAUGCAAGAGACGCUGAGCAGGAUCGACUUGGAGCACCUGAAGCAGAAGAACAUCCAGUGCCGGGAGUUUCUGCGAAAGUUCCAAGAGCAACUGCUGUGUCAAAGAGUGCUGGUUCGAAAGAGCCAGCAAGGCCUGAACGUUUACAAGGAGCGGCUCAAGAGGGAAAUGGAGGAGUCGGAGUCGCUGAGCAGAAAAAUUGCUUCACAUGAGGAAAAGCUGUCGAAGAUCAGAGAGCAACAGCAGAAGGUCGAGAAGGAGCGAGCUCAAGCUGAGGCUCUGAAUAAGAAGCUGAAAGCCCAGUUGGCUAAUUUCCGCGUCCCUGAGGUCAUGAAAUACGUUGAGGCCAAGGCCACAAAUGAUCGGCUCAGGCAGACCGUCAAGGCCUUGGAGCGUAAGGCGAGGAUUGCCAAGAUGGCAUCGAAGACUAAGAAAAACAGUCCCGAAGAAUCGUCCGGCUGCAGCAGGAGUGAUGACCCUUCAAUCCACUGACCAACUGAAACAUCUCUAUUUUUAAUCAUUGCUUCAUUGUUAUUGUUUUUGAAAUGGACUUACAGCAUGUACACCAACCCUCCAUAAACAUGGCUCAAAUAAUAUGCGUUAAAAAUCCAAACCACAAACAUUAUUAU
This is a messenger RNA of Pangasianodon hypophthalmus (striped catfish), 2892 nucleotides long. It is a transcript of the gene cfap263, whose product is annotated as coiled-coil domain containing 113. The coding region runs from base 1685 to 2755 and encodes 356 amino acids. Gene Ontology annotation, biological process: cilium assembly. The transcript has 8 exons. The record is from RefSeq and is a predicted model, not a curated record. Gene Ontology annotation, cellular component: axoneme; ciliary basal body. NCBI's taxonomy places the organism in Eukaryota, Metazoa, Chordata, Actinopteri, Siluriformes, Pangasiidae.